GACGCGCUUCCGGCUGCGAGCGGGACAGCAUGGCGGCGGCGGCGGGAGCUGGGGCGCCGGCGUCCUUUUUGUCCCUGGAGCCGCAGCUGCAGCGCACGGUCCAGAAGAAAGUGCGGCGCGUCCGCAAGAACCGGGUGGCCGAGGAGGAGCUGACGCCGGGCGUCGUGUACGUGGGGCACCUCCCGCGCGGGCUGGGCGAGCCGCAGCUCCGGCAGUACUUCGAGCAGUUCGGCACCGUGCGGCGGCUGCGGCUCUCCAGGAGCAAGAAGACAGGAGGGAGCAAAGGCUACGCCUUCAUCGAGUUCGAGUGUGACGAUGUGGCCAAGAUUGUCGCAGACACAAUGAACAAUUACCUCUUUUCUGAAAGACUGCUCAAGUGUCAGUUCAUGCCUCCUGAAAGGGUGCACGCAAACCUCUUCAAAAACAGCGACCGGAUGUUUCAGAAGCCCUCUCAGCCCGCAGUGAAGCGGUACAAUAAGGUCCGUUCCCUCGUGGAGAAGGCAAAGAUGGCAAAGCGGCUGCUGCGGAAGGAGAACUGCUUGCGGAAGAGGUUGGCCGAAAAGGGGAUCAAGUACAGCUUCCCUGGAUUUGCUGCACAGAGCCUUCCUGUGAGGAGGAAGAAAGCUAAAACAACAAAAGCCAAACAGAACGCUUCUUUGAGUAGCCAGGAUCCUACUCCGGUCUGUACGCCUACAGUGCUUGAGCGCCGGAAAGCUCAGCAAGCGGAUGAUGACACAGAUGACAACGAAAUAAUGAUCAAACUGCCCCCUCCGAGUGUUAAGAAAGCUGUGCAGAGACCAAAGAAACAGCCAAGGAAAAAAAACGACCUGAAGAAACAAAAGUAGGCUUAAAAUUCUGACAGCCAUAGCCGUGUUUUUCCUCUUUCUCAACUCAAAAUGAUGAGGUGGAGCUUCUGUUGCCCUGUCUCAGUUUUUUCUGACCAGACUGGUUGUCUUUCAUGGGCAGGGAAAAUAUUCACAAAUAGUUCCCCUCCUGUUAGCUGUUGGGGAGCUGUAUCUUCACUGCCUGUGAAGAUUUUCUUGACUUUGCACUCAUGAGUGCCUGCAGUCAUGCCAGAACCUUGUGUUAAUUCUGUAAUUUGUCCCUGGCACACACAGAUUUGAAAGGCAAUGUUAGGUUAUCCAUGCUGAGCCUGCUGAUGGCAUCUGUAUUUUAUACUUAUUAAUGAUGACUUAAAAUACAAUUUCUAACUGUUCUUAA
Tympanuchus pallidicinctus (lesser prairie-chicken) is the source of this 1221-nucleotide messenger RNA. It is a transcript of the gene NIFK, whose product is annotated as nucleolar protein interacting with the FHA domain of MKI67. The record is from RefSeq and is a predicted model, not a curated record. NCBI's taxonomy places the organism in Eukaryota, Metazoa, Chordata, Aves, Galliformes, Phasianidae. Gene Ontology annotation, cellular component: nucleolus. Gene Ontology annotation, molecular function: RNA binding. The transcript is spliced from 6 exons. Gene Ontology annotation, biological process: maturation of LSU-rRNA from tricistronic rRNA transcript (SSU-rRNA, 5.8S rRNA, LSU-rRNA). Bases 30 to 845 code for a protein of 271 amino acids.